This is a messenger RNA of Penicillium nucicola, 570 nucleotides long. RefSeq lists its product as uncharacterized. The transcript is spliced from 3 exons. The record is from RefSeq and is a predicted model, not a curated record. NCBI's taxonomy places the organism in Eukaryota, Fungi, Ascomycota, Eurotiomycetes, Eurotiales, Aspergillaceae. The coding region runs from base 1 to 570 and encodes 189 amino acids.
AUGUCUUGCAGGCCCACGCCAAUAAUUCCUAUAGUACCGGUACCAUCCUCGAAAAUUUCCAGAGGCGAAUGUCGUGGUUACGUCGGAGACCGUCUCUCGAAUGACCGAGGCCAUGUCUCCCGAAGGCAUGGUCGCUUUUUCGAGAAAUAUUUUCCCUGGCAGAUCCCGGAAAAGCUCGUGAUGGCCGCUCCCCUUGAUGAUUGUAAAUGGGUAGACUGGGCCAUACAGACACAGAUGAUACAACGUCUUUAUGGGUGCCUGCAAUUAGCUUGGUUGUUGCGGGAGACGCAGUCUACAACAACACCCAUCCGUACCUUGGAGAAUGAAGUGCCAAGAGGCCGGAUCGCGAUGGGUAGCAGCGCUCGAACCGAAAAUUUGAUCCAUCUAAGGGAUUCUCCCCCAUGUCAUCCAAGCCACCAAGGGAUAUUUGGACGACUUCACACGACUCCAUGGACAAACAUCCACUCCCGAGAAAUUACACUCCCCAAUGCUAGAACCCAAAUGAUAGAAUUGCAUUGGGUCACUAUGAGGAAAUGCAACGCUCGUGAUGAAAUGACUCUACGUAUCUAA